GGCAGCACCACGGGAAUCGGGAUGGGCAUCCUGAAGCAGCUGGCCGCGGGGGGCGCCAUCACGGUGAUGCACGGGCUGGAGACGGAGGAGAACAUCCUGCAGAAGGCGGCAGCGGUACAGGCGAAGUACGGCAACACCGUGGGCACCUCCACCGCCAACCUGCUCAACCCUCAAGAGAUCAGGGACAUGGUGGCUCGGGUGCAGGAGGAGUUUGGGAAGCUGGACAUCCUGGUCAACAACGCGGGCAUCCAGUAUGUGGCGCCGGUGCAUGAGUUCCCAGAGGAGAAGUGGAACGCGAUCAUCGACGUCAUCCUGAACGCGCCCUUCCACGCCACCAAAGCGGCGCUGCCGGCCAUGAUCGACGCGGGGUGGGGGCGCGUGGUGAACACAGGCACGCCGCCGCCGCCGCACCUCUGCAGGCGCUACCCUGGCCGCUCCAUGCAUGCGCUGGUGGCAUCGCCCUUCAAGAGUGCCUACAACGCUGCCAAGCAUGGCAUCGCGGGUUUCACAAAGACUGUGGCGCUGGAGGUGGCCACCAAGGGGGUGACGUGCAACGCCGUCUGCCCCGGCUACGUCAUGACGGAGCUCAUCGAGAAGCAGCUGGCCAACCAGGCCAAGACGAGAGGCAUACCCAAGGCCCGUGAUCCGUGCUUUCUUUAUUGUCUUUUUUUAUUGCUUCUGCAGGAGAAGGUGAUCACCGAUGUGCUGCUGGUAGACCAGCCCAUCAAGCGCUUUGUGAAGCCAGAGGAGGUGGGGUCCCUGGUGCGGCACCUGUGCACCGACGACGCGGCAGCCAUCACAGGUGCCUGCCUGUCAAUUGACGGCGGCUGGACGGCGCGGUAG
Molecule: messenger RNA, 843 nt
Organism: Chlorella variabilis
Lineage: Eukaryota; Viridiplantae; Chlorophyta; Trebouxiophyceae; Chlorellales; Chlorellaceae
Exons: 8
Molecular function (GO): oxidoreductase activity
Source: RefSeq, a predicted model, not a curated record